AGUAAACUAUUUUUUAUUUAAUCAAUAUUACACAUUAAUAUAUAAAGGUUUUCACAUUUCAGUAAUUUAUAAAUUGUUAAAUUUAUUGACUUUUGAUGUACGGUGAGCCGUUGAAACCAUUGUGUUUUGGCUUAUUAGUUGACAAUCUUAUUGGAAACUGUCAGUGUGUUAAAGAAUACUAUGAAAAGUUAAUAUAGGCCCAUUCAAAAUUGAUUUCUUAAAGAAAGUCAUGGCUGAGUUUAUAAGAGGUGGUCCAGGAUUGAUGAUACGCGAUAAUGUGCAGACUACGCUCAGCCUGAAUAGCAUGGACAGUCAGGAUAUAGUAGAUCAAGAAUUUGAUCCUUUCCUUGGACAAGAUGAACCAGAUGGGUCAAACGUAUCACUACUGCAAGCACCGCCUGAGAAUCACUGGUAUCAUGGUCGAUUGAGUAGAUAUGGUGCUGAAGAACGACUGUACACAUCAGAAAUUGGCAGCUACCUGGUACGCGAAAGCGAUCGUAAACCCGGCUCAUAUGUGCUAUCUUACCUGGGGCGGAAUGGUAUUAAUCACUUUAGAGUGACAGCAGUGUGUGGAGAUUUUUACAUAGGUGGCCGACAAUUUGAUAGUUUGUCAGACUUAAUAGGUUAUUACACAAAUUGUUCAGAUCUGUUAAAACGAGAAAGGCUUGUAUGUCCUGUAGCGCCUCCUGAACCAGUCAAUGAUAAAAAACGUGUUGUGGCAAUCUUACCUUAUACAAAAAUGCCUGACACAGAUGAACUAACAUUUCAAAAAGGUGAUAUAUUCUUUGUGCACAAUGAUAUGGGAGAUGGAUGGCUCUGGGUAACAGCUCACAGAACAGGUGAACAAGGAAUGAUUUUUAUGGAUCUAGUAAGUUAUUAAUAGUUUUAUUUAAUUUGUAAUGGUUUUUAUUUAUAAUCAAUUUCUAAAAAUAUUGUUUGUUAUAUAUAAUUAUAAUAAUUUAUUUUAUUAAGUUAUAAUACAAAAAUGUAUACAUUUGCAGGUAGACGAUUUAGAUGAAAACAUUGACCCUAACACUGUUUUUGAAUGGUUUCAUCCAGGGGUGACAAAAACUGAAGCAGUAGACAUGUUAGUAAAAUCUGGACCUGGAAGUUUUUUGGUAAGACCAAGUGAUAAUUCUCCUGGAGACUAUUCAUUAUUCUUUCAUGUCAACAAUCAAAUUCAAAGAUUUCGAAUUGAGAAAAAAGGUGUUCGUUAUUUAAUGGGUGGUCGUACAUUUGAAUGUUUAGAUGCUGUUAUAAAUAGGUAUCGUAGGGAGCAAAUAGUUGAAGGACACACACUUUUAUUACCAGUAUGUCGAAAUUCAAGUGAAUUAUUGGAAUUACCAAUCAAAUUAAAAGAAGUACAACAAGCUGAACAAAUAUAUGCUACUCUUAAAGAAUGUCGAGAACAGGUGGGUCUAAAAAAAGUAAAAGGAAUUAAGAUGCAAGGAUAUAUGUUUAAAAAGAGUGAUAAAAAUAAGAAAUGGAAAUCAUUGUAUUUUGUAUUAUUAGUUGGUGGACCGGAUACCCAUUUGUAUUUCUAUGAUAACCCUAAACGAACUAAACCUAAAGGUUUGGUAGAAUUAAGUUGUGCUUACUUAUAUCCGGUACAUGAGAGUGUAUUUGACAGACCCAAUUGUUUUCAAUUAGUUGAAAGAGCUUUACCGUGUUUGGCUACUAUAACAUAUUUAUCCAUUUCAUCACAAGAUUUAUAUCAAGAAUGGAUUUCUGCUCUCAGAAUGUAUUGUGUUACUCAGAUAAAAAGAGUUCCUAAAGCACAAAAACUACGAGAGCUACGUUGUUUGCAGUUACAUAUUCUAGAUGCCCAUCGUUUGCCAUUCAAACUUGUACCAAAUCCAUUUUGUAUAAUAUCACUUAAUCAAGUAAAAGUAGCCAAGACUCGAGUUAAGAGCGGACCUGAUCCUGUAUUUGAUGAAGAAUUCAUUUUGGAUGAUGUACCUCCUGAUGUAUUGACUUUCACUGUAAGUAUUUACAAUAAAGGAAAACGAUCUAAAGAUAGUGAGGUAGCUCAGUUAACUGUAGAUUUGAAUACACUAAAUAAUGGUGCUGAAGUUGAAGAUUGGUAUUCAUUGAGCGGUAUAACACCAAUAGGUGAAUGGGGCUCUUUACGAUUGCGUACUAGAUACUUACACGAUCUGAUUAUGCCAACUGAAGAGUAUUCACCGAUGCAACAACUAAUUCUUGAUCCAGAUUUAGAAGCUGUAAGAGCUUUAGCAGAUCUUUGUCAUCAGGAUCGCAUACCUUUAGCCACAUCUUUAAUGGGUAUUUUUCGACAUGAAAAAAAAGAAGCUGACCUGUUGAGAAGUUUAAAUGAUGUGGAAAUAAUGAAAGAAGAUGAGACCACAACACUAUUCAGAGCAGCAUCAUUAACCACAACAUUAAUGGACCUUUACAUGAAAUCGGUCUGUUCAGAUUUUUUAAAGUCUGCCAUACAACAAACUAUAUUUAAACUAUUGGAAAGUAAACAAUCAUGUGAACUGAAUCCAUGUAAAAUGGAUUCUCCAGAUGAUGCUUGUGACAAUGCUGAGUUUCUUUUAUUAAUAUUAGAUGAAAUCACUCAGUCUAUAUUUAUGUCGGCUGAAACUUGUCCUCGUACUUUACGUUAUAUAUGUGGAUGUUUACAGAGAAUGGUGAUGAAUAAAUGGCCUUAUGAAAGAUUGGUUAGAACCCAGGCAGUUUCCGGAUUUAUAUUUUUAAGACUUUUAUGUCCAGCAAUUUUAAAUCCUAGACAUUUCAGUCUUAUUCCUGAACCACCACCACCCAUGGCUGCUAGAUCUUUGAUCAUGGUAGCAAAAUGUUUGCAGAAUUUGGCCAAUCUUGUAGAAUUUGGUGGAAAAGAACCAUAUAUGGAAGUUGUUAACCCAUUCAUAUUAAAGAACAAAGAGAGAAUGGUAGUGUUCUUAGACCAGUUGUCUAAUGUUACUGAAAAACCAGUAUCUGAAGGAGAAAAAAUCAAAGGUGACCCUGCUCGUAAUUUGGGCACUCUACAUCAUAUUUGUAAAACACAUUUGAGUGAACUUCAGAAUCUAAGUAAAACUCAACCAUCUCUGAAGAAACUUGUAACAGUCACUGAAAUGUUAAAUAAACAUAAACAAAAGUAUUUAGAAAUGAUUACUUAAAUUUAUUUAACUACAAUAUAAUUGAACAAAGUAGACAUUUAAAAUUGCAUUUAUCCAUGACUACAGGCUGUUACAUAACAAUUGUUUAAUUGUUUCUCAAAAAUGUAGUUAAGUUAAAUUAUUAUUAUUAUUAUUUAAUAAUUUUCCAAAAUUGUAUGUCUAUAAAAAAAAAUUGUGUUCCAUAACAUAUAUUAUAUGUUAUAUACAUUUAUAUAUAUAUAUAUAUAUAUAUAUUUAAAUAUUAUUUCACAACUAAAUGCUUAAUGCUUUUUCCAAUGUAAAACAAUGACAAUGUACACCGAAAUUGACUGGUUGACCCUUGACUGAAUUAAUAAUAUUAAAAUAAAUUUGUCCUUCUUUAAAUGCCUGUCAACUUUAUAGAUUUCAACAUAGAAAUUUAAAUAUGUGCCAAACAUGUUUUUAUAUUUUAUAAUGGUUUAAAAACAUUGUGCUUUUGAAAUAAAAAUAUUAUCUAAAUUAAUAAAUCAAAUUCUACACUUCUGUUAUAUAUAUAACAUAAAUGUUUAUAUAUGAUAGAUGUGCUUUUGUUUAAUUCAUGUUAACUUUUAAAUAUUUUUCUACAUUUUGUAUUCAUGCGUUAAAAUAUUAUGGUGUAUAUUAAUUAUAUCAAUACACAUUAAUUUAUUAAUUAUUUGAAAUAUGUACA
Molecule: messenger RNA, 3807 nt
Organism: Cinara cedri
Lineage: Eukaryota; Metazoa; Arthropoda; Insecta; Hemiptera; Aphididae
Source: the annotation of a GenBank genome assembly